ACACUUUACAGAAUUCAUUUGCCGAUUGUCAUUUAACAACAUAAAAAUGGCUGAAACAUCUGAACCUCCCCCUUUGUUCGAAAAUGUUGAUAUUAAUAACGACGAAGAUGAUGAUAUUUUUGCGUCUGCAAUUCAGGAUCGCCCCUCAAUACUACCCCUAGAUGAGGAUCAAGAGGUUUUCAAUGGAACACACGAUAUCGCGAAGCUGAAGAUACACGAUCCCAAAGCUGAAAUGGAAAAUGUUCCAAUUAACAACGACAAUAUCGUCACAACGCCUACGAUGGAACAAGUUGAACCUCACAGUGGUGGUCAGUUUAUCGAUAUAUCUAUCACAGAACAUCAAAAAGUUGGGGAUGGAAUGGGCGCUUAUGUUUUAUAUCGCGUGUUUACAAAAACAAAUAUUCCGCUCUUUAAGAAAAAGGAGGUUGCCGUUAUGAGACGAUUUAGCGAUUUUCUUGGCCUUCACAAUAAAUUGUCGGAGAAAUAUUUAAAAGUGGGUCGAAUCAUACCACCUGCUCCAGAGAAAAGUGUUAUAGGUAUGACAAAAAUAAAAAUGUCAAGUCAACCUGAGGGAGGUACCACUGUAAAUGGUAACGAAUUUAUUGAAAGGCGCCGUAGUUGCCUGGAACGUUACUUACGUAGAACUGCUGAACAUCCCGUCUUAGUGCUUGAUCCCGAUUUCAGAGAGUUUCUAGAGACAGAUAUGGAACUUCCGAAAGCCACAAAUACCUCUGCUCUCUCAAGCGCGAGCGUAAUGAAACUGUUUAAUAAAGUAGGAGAGACUGUUAAUAAAAUGACAUAUAAAAUGGAUGAAAGUGAUCCUUGGUUUGAGGAUAAGUUGGCCGAGGUUGAACUGUUAGAAACGCAACUUCGUAAACUCCACACCAAUGUGGAAGCGCUCGUCGGUUACAGGAAGGAAUUGGCAAAUUUAACGAAUGGAGUCGCCCGAUCAGCAGCCAUGCUAAGUUCCUGCGAGGAUCAUAAUUCGUUAUCUAGAGCUCUUUCUCAGCUCGCCGACACAGAGGAGAAGGUUGAAAACCUUCAUGUGGAACAAGCAAACACAGAUUUUUAUAUAUUAUGUGAACUGUUAAAAGAUUACUUGGGCUUGUUGGGAGCGGUACGAGACACUUUUCAUGAACGAACAAAGCUUUUUCAACAUUGGCAGCAUUCGCAGCAAAUGUUGACCCGAAAGCGUGAAGCAAAGACAAAGUUGGAACUUAAUAAUCGUGUUGAUAAAUUAGAUCAAGCGGGUGUGGAAGUAAUUGAAUGGGAGGCAAAAGUAGAAAGAGGACAAGAAAACUUUAACAAAAUCUCGAAAAUGAUCAAAUCAGAAAUGGAAAGGUUUGAUAAGUCGCGCAUCAGCGAUUUCAAAAAUAUGUUUAUUAAAUACUUAGAAAAUCAUUUAGAACACCAAUCUCAGUUGGUUAAAUACUGGGAAGCCUUUCUACCUGAAGCUAAAUCGAUUGCCUGACUAGAGGAUAUUUGUAAAGAUUAACGGUUCCAACAUUCCAAUUGGAAUUUUCCUGAAUUCUAAUGCUGUAUGUAACUAAUGUGUAUAAUUAUGCAAUUGUAACAGUGUAUAAUUUCUUAUAAAAUUUGAAAAUUGUAUUGCUUCAAAGAUCUGCUUUUAACAAUAUGUGAUUUUAUUUUUCUAAUAUUCUCUUUAAUGAGUGAUUUCACCAUUAUAACACCAAUAUUUCAAUUGAUGAAGGCACGCCUUUUAGUUCCUUUAAAUAUAUCAGGAUCAAUAUCAAUAAUAUAAUAGGAAUUGUGUAGCAUGCAGAAAAAUGUAGUGACCUUAAUUUUGUAUAUUUGUAAAUGCUUCCUAGGUUUACUAUGAUGUGAGUAACGUGUUGGUUCAUUCUGACAUUACAGGUGAAAAUUGCAUUCCUCAACAUUAGACUUACAAGUGUAGUACAUGGCAUUAAUAGUAGGUAGAAGUCUUGCCAUGUGUAAGUUUCAUUUUAAAAAUGAUUGGGACACUUGCUAGGGAGAAAGAUCAAAUCAGGUGUAAAAACAAUGCUAUUAGAUUACUGCAAUUUAGCCCAAACUAGAAAUAUAAUGUGCUUCAAUAAAAUUGAUGCGUCUGGUUCUAAACAUGGGAGUGUGUGUAGUCUCUAAUUGCUAUACAAAUAAUAAUAUAAUUUUUUUGCGCUUAAAAGUGUUUAUUCUAGAUAUUGUUACUUGUUCCAAAUUUUACAGAUUAGUUGUUUAUUCGUUACAAUUUGUAUUUCUUUUGAUAUUUUUGUAAUGUCUUCCAUUUCAUUUUUUUAGGCAAUAUUUACAUUGGGAAUGUAAAAUGGUAGCUUUUGUAUGCUAUUUAAAUUGUCGUGAAAUAAGGAACACACAGUUUAGUAACUAUUAAGCUGUAAAUGAAAUAUAUUUGUAAAUAAACUGAACUUUUUAAGCUA
Photinus pyralis (common eastern firefly) is the source of this 2411-nucleotide messenger RNA. Its product is annotated as sorting nexin-2-like. The record is from RefSeq and is a predicted model, not a curated record. The transcript has 9 exons. Lineage: Eukaryota; Metazoa; Arthropoda; Insecta; Coleoptera; Lampyridae. Gene Ontology annotation, cellular component: endosome membrane; endosome. The coding region runs from base 47 to 1471 and encodes 474 amino acids. Gene Ontology annotation, molecular function: phosphatidylinositol binding. Gene Ontology annotation, biological process: early endosome to Golgi transport.